AUGGAAAGGCCUUUACUUUCUCCGUUUAGCCCUAAUCUUCCAUAUUCUGCAAAAGAACGAUGGGUUUGCGUUUAUCCUGCGUAUCUAAAUAAUCGUCGUACAAGAGCUCAAGGGAGGAAAUUGUCUGUGGAACACUGUGUUGAUAAUCCCAAGCACUCAGAAGUAACAAUGAUUUUGGGGAAGCUCUCUCUCGACUAUCUGUUGGAGACAAAGGUUCAUCCCAAGGAAAGGGAUGCUUUUGAACCUAUGAACAAAUGGCGUGUCCGCGUCCAUUUGAAAAAUGAUGAUGGCAGUCCCGUAAAUAAACAAUUUCCAAAUCGUCAAUCCCUUUUAUCAUAUUUGGGGGAGGCUCUUCCUGUGGUGCGGUCAAGAAGACCAGCUACAUCUAGUUCUAGUACUACGGAACAAACUUUCCAAGGAAAGAAAAACAAGCGAAAAAGGAAGUGA
This is a messenger RNA of Schistosoma rodhaini, 447 nucleotides long. Lineage: Eukaryota; Metazoa; Platyhelminthes; Trematoda; Strigeidida; Schistosomatidae. The record is from the annotation of a GenBank genome assembly.